Messenger RNA from Paramormyrops kingsleyae, 2002 nucleotides. RefSeq names its product aldolase C, fructose-bisphosphate, a (gene aldoca). Gene Ontology annotation, biological process: glycolytic process. Gene Ontology annotation, molecular function: fructose-bisphosphate aldolase activity. NCBI's taxonomy places the organism in Eukaryota, Metazoa, Chordata, Actinopteri, Osteoglossiformes, Mormyridae. The record is from RefSeq and is a predicted model, not a curated record.
CGGAGUUGUCACGUCGUUCUGCUCCAUUCAGGGAGCUUUAAGAAAGAAGAGAAUCAUCUACUAGCAGCACACCGGACUACUUUCCAGGUCCCAUCAGACAGCUGACAAGAUGCCACACCAGUACCCCACACUCUCCAUCGAGCAAAAGAAGGAGCUGCAGGACAUCGCCCACCGCAUCGUGUCGCCUGGCAAGGGCAUCCUGGCUGCUGAUGAGUCUGUGGGCAGCAUGGCAAAGCGGCUCACUCAGAUUGGUGUGGAGAACACGGAGGAGAACCGGCGGCAGUACCGGCAGGUCCUGUUCAGCGCCGACUCGCGGAUCAAUAGCUGCAUCGGUGGCGUGAUCUUUUUCCAUGAAACGCUGUACCAACACGCCGAUGAUGGGACGCCCUUCGUCCAGAUGAUCAAGGACAAAGGCAUCCUGGUGGGGAUCAAGGUGGACAAAGGUGUUGUGCCACUGGCUGGGACAAACGGAGAGACCACAACUCAGGGCUUGGAUGGGUUGUCUGAGCGCUGUGCCCAGUACAAGAAGGACGGGGCCGACUUCGCUAAGUGGCGCUGCGUGCUGAAGAUCAGCACGACCACGCCCUCCCAGCUGGCCAUGACAGAGAAUGCCAACGUCCUGGCCCGCUAUGCCAGUAUCUGCCAGCAGCACGGCAUCGUACCCAUUGUUGAGCCCGAGAUUCUGCCUGAUGGAGACCAUGACUUGAAACGCAGCCAGUAUGUCACUGAAAAGGUCCUCACCGCUAUGUACAAGGCCCUCUCGGACCACCAUGUCUACCUGGAAGGCACCCUGCUAAAGCCCAACAUGGUGACCCCAGGCCACGGCUGCUCCGCCAAGUACAGUGCUGUGGAGAUUGCCAUGGCAACUGUCACUGCACUGCGCCGCACUGUGCCCCCUGCUGUCGCAGGAAUCACCUUCCUCUCUGGGGGUCAGAGUGAAGAGGAGGCCUCCAUCAACCUCAACGCCAUCAACAACUGCCCACUGCCCAAGCCCUGGGCUCUCACCUUCUCCUACGGCCGCGCCUUGCAGGCUUCUGCCCUCAGCACCUGGCGCGGGCAGAAGGAGAACGCCAGCGCCGCCACCGAGGAGUUUAUCAAGCGGGCGGAGGUCAAUGGACUCGCGGCACAGGGGAAGUACAGCGGCAGCGGCGACAGCGGGGGGGCUGCUUGCAGGUCCCUCUAUGUGGCCAAUCAUGCGUACUGAGCUCCCAGCCACGCCCAGAUUCCAGCUUUCUCCGACCAAUAGGAUCUUUCACUGCUGAAACCAUAGCAACACCCAAUCACAGGCUUAUGCUGGCUUCAGUUUGGACUUAUAAUAUAAUAUAAUAUAAUAUAAUAUAAUAUAACUGGAUGGUGAUGUUCAAAGAAGAUUCACUAAAAAGGUUUUGAUUGGAGGAGGUACGUGAUAUUUAUCCCCGGCUGUGAGUCAUCGAUGUCGCUUACCCAAUAAGCUUGUCUUGUCGAUGGAUUUUAAAUGGUUGGCCUAAGUCUAGGUUUGUGAAGUCCCAUGACUGUCCUACACCCGGUGAGAGCUGGAAGGCAUGCCUCUCCUAUGCCAGUAUUUCAAUAGCUGGAGGACGCAAAGUUCUGUAGACGUGUGUCAGCGUGUGGGAUCCAUGACUGCAGAUCGGGUGGGCUUAUGUGAUUCCGACAUGGGAACCGCCAUCUUUAAUUAUCAAAAAGUAACACAUAUGAGAAGUUCUGUAAGUCGUGACUCCAUUACACAUGAAUUGCAUUAUACAUACGUACUGUGAAUUGGUGGUAAACGCCCGUGCGGUGUUUUCGUGCCGCCCCCCCCGCCCCCAUUUCUCACAGCUUCCUGGCGUGGGGACGGUAAACUCCUCUCUGGUUCCGGUGAAGCUGAUACCAGAGCUGGGCUGGGCAGAGAUAGUGACUCCUGUGAGGAGAAACCUCUUCAUUUCGUGGCUGUAGUGUUGUUCUCUAUGCACAUUAUGUACCUAAUAUUGCAGAGAAGCGUAUUAAAAAAGCACAUAGAAUGAAA